This is a messenger RNA of Aureococcus anophagefferens, 829 nucleotides long. RefSeq lists its product as hypothetical. Bases 26 to 805 code for a protein of 259 amino acids. The transcript has a single exon. Gene Ontology annotation, cellular component: proteasome core complex; nucleus; proteasome core complex, alpha-subunit complex. The record is from RefSeq and is a predicted model, not a curated record. Gene Ontology annotation, biological process: ubiquitin-dependent protein catabolic process. NCBI's taxonomy places the organism in Eukaryota, Pelagophyceae, Pelagomonadales, Pelagomonadaceae.
CUGUAGACCGCGCGCGGCACCUCGGAUGGCUUCGACGGGCGCGGGCUACGACCUCUCGCCGACGACGUUCAGCCCCGAUGGGCGCAUCUUCCAGGUCGAGUACGCGACCAAGGCCGUGGAGAACGCGGGCACGGUCGUGGGCAUGAAGUGCAAGGACGGCGUCGUCCUCGGCGUGGAGAAGGUCAUGCUGUCGAAGAUGCUCCUGCCGUCGAGCAACCGGCGCGUGGCGACCGUGUCCGCGCACGCGGGCGUCGCGCAGGCGGGCCUCGCCGCGGACGGCCGCCAGGUCGUCGCGCGCGCGCGCGAGGAGUGCGACAACUACGAGGAGGUCUACGGCAUCCCCAUCCCGCCGACGGUGCUCGCGCAGCGCCUCAGCGAGUACGUCCACUACUUCACGAUCCACGGCGCGCUCCGCCCCUUCGGCACGUCGACGAUGAUCGCCGCGUACGACGAGCGCGAGAAGGCGCACCAGCUCUACGUCCUCGAGCCCACGGGCGUGUGCCUGCGCUACUUCGGCGCGGCGCUGGGCAAGGGCCGCCAGAGCGCCAAGAGCGAGAUCGAGAAGCUCGACCUGACGACGCUCACGUGCCGCGACGCGCUCAAGGAGAUCGCGAAGAUGAUCUACACGUGCUACGACGAGUCCAAGGACAAGCCCUUCAUCCUCGAGAUGGCCUGGCUCUGCGAGGAGACCAAGUUCGAGUACCAGCUCGUGCCCCAGGACCUCAUCGACGCCGCGGAGACGUGGGCGAAGAAGGAGCUCGAAGAGGACGACGACGACGACGACGACGACGAGAUGGCGUCCUAGGGCCCGCCUCGCGCGCGCCCCCGA